AUUAUAAACGUGAAUACUGCGAGACAACGGGAUAUACGGUGUAAGACCUAUGUAUUGACCCUUCGAUCUCAUACAGCUUAGUCUAAGCUUACUUGGUUCCUCGAUCCUCAACUCUUGUUGAAUUGAGUCAGGCUUGUAUCCUCCAAGAGAACAACACAGUCAAUUGUUCCAAAUUAGCAAUACAUUGUACAAGGUAUAACAAUUACGUUACAAGGAGCGAGUAAUUACUUUAUAGGCGAAAAUAGGUUCCGAUAACAUUUCCAUUAUUGUCGCGAUGAGGGUAUACACAGAGUCCCAGAGACGAAGGAGCAUGUCUUUGUCGUGUAUUCGUGAAAAUAUCCUGCUUUGUCAGCCCAGACAACAAUUUGUUCUCGAUCGCCGACGCGGUAACACCCUGGCCCAUACCUUAUUAAAUUCACUAGUCUUGCAUCCGCGAAGUUGUGUAAAAUGGCGAUUUGAACUUAUGAAACCCGAUCUUAAGCACACUAUAUUGCCUUGUUGUCAUAAUCAUGGAGCCCUUAUUCUUGAAACCUGGUCCAUACGACUUUGAGGAACAGUAUCAAGAACAAUUGAGAAUUGCGAAACAUUUAAAAGAACAUUUCGAAGAGAACCCGAAUUAUGCUUACGAGGAAAUUAUAGGGGUUGGGCGAAACAGCCUGGGAGCCCUUGUGAGAGAUCGCAAGAGCAAAAAUAAGCGCAGACUCCUUGUCAAGAGAGCAUUCAACACGCUAGGCGAAGAGCAGAUUACAAGGGAAAUCCAACAUUUCACUACUUUUGGGGGUUUGGAGCACAUUGUUACCAUGGUUGCGCACGCCGAACAACCUACCACUUCUGAAAAGAAAGGCCCUGUAGGACAGUUUUUCGACAAUCUCAAGUCUUCAAAUUUUAUCAGAAAGCGCCGCGACCCGAGGAGGAUAAGAUCAAAGUUGAAAUUCAAACCUCACGUAUUUGGGGAACCAUUCUUGGUGCUAGAGUAUUUAGAGAACGGGACUCUCACGAGAUUGAUAAGAAGAUGUAUUCAUUAUCAAGUAAAUGCGCCAAAUCGUGUUCUGUGGGCCAUCUUCCUUUGCUUGAUAAGAGCAUGUGUCGCGAUGGCUUAUCCAGGUCAUGUUCUGCGAGCGAAAGCAGGAGAAAAGCCUAGACUGGAGGAGAUACCGACCAACUACACCGGACCACCGGGUGGUUUAGCCCAUCAAGAUCUGAAUCCCGGGAAAGUCAUGUUUGGGAGCCCGGACCAGGAACAAUCAGAACAUAACAUAGUGCCUGCAUUAAAAUUCAUUGACAUGCAGACGGCGAACGAACUAUACGGCGGGACCGGCGUAGAUUAUAAUCUAUUUGACAUAUCUGUGUUGAUGUAUUGCAUGAUAAUCGCAAAUGAAGACGCAGGUCCCUUAGAGCAAUAUGCGGAACACAAGAGCUUCCAUACUAUGGCGAUCGAGAUCGCAUUAGGGGGUAACGGUGAGAAUUACCAAUGGCUAGACCCGGAACUAAGGGAUAUUAUAUGCCAAUGUAUGGCCGGCCAACAGAAUUACCGACCGUCCCUGAGAGAGCUGCUCUACGUCGCACAGCGCGCGGUUCAAACCAAAACUUCCGAAGCCUUCCCGUUCGGUCAGAGAGUUAACGAAACAGACCAAGCCAUCAAAAUGUGGCUACAACAUGUAAUAUAUGAUGCGCAAACGCAACCAGGGCCUGGUGAUGAGAUGGAUAUAGAUUAUGAGGGCAAGGGCAAGGGAAGAGCUAGAGAUGAGCACGAGACUCGGCUACAACAAGAAUACUAUCAGGCGACAGGAGCGCCUACUGUGAGGGAGAGGUUUUUAAAAGAUAUAAGGAGAAUGGAAGAAGAACAAAAUAAUAACAAGUGAUUACUUGGUA
Messenger RNA from Hypoxylon trugodes, 1872 nucleotides. RefSeq lists its product as uncharacterized. The transcript is spliced from 5 exons. Gene Ontology annotation, biological process: protein phosphorylation. Lineage: Eukaryota; Fungi; Ascomycota; Sordariomycetes; Xylariales; Hypoxylaceae. Gene Ontology annotation, molecular function: ATP binding; protein kinase activity. Bases 510 to 1862 code for a protein of 450 amino acids. The record is from RefSeq and is a predicted model, not a curated record.